CCACCACCAUAAGAUUUGAGCAAAUCUUCUAAGUCCCCAUGAAAGACCUUGGGAUUGUGAGGAGAUUUGGAGUGUACUAACUAUUACACUAAGCCCCCUAAGUACUUACCUAUCUACCCAAAUAACUUACCAAUUAACCCCUCACUUGGCUGAAAUUUCGGCUCCAUAGGCCCACCCCCACAAGAUUCCAUAAAACUUUACUUUCCCCAUGUUAUCAAUUAGAGAUUUGGAUGUGAUUAUGUUGGGUACUUCACAAGCAUUCAAUCCAAUGGACAAAAGACUUUGAGUUUAUAAAGAGAUCAUGAUCUUAUCACCACACAAAAACUCAAAACAAUUUCUUUUUCCCACUAAAGAAAGCUACGGCCGAAACCCAUAGCCACCACCAUCAAAAUUUUCGUUUUUGUUCAAGCAUUCCAAGACUCUCACAAGGUGCACCAAGGUGGAUCACGGAGUGUGGAGCUCGCGGUUUGUCAAGAACCUCUCUAGUUUGCCUUUAUCCACUCGUUUUCUCUCGUGUUUCUUCCCUAGCUUUAAAGCUAGUAGUCGUCGCACGGCAGAUUUUCUGGGAGAUACUUUUUAGAGACACACUUCGACCCAUGGAUUCACCAGCUACAGGUGGAUCAGGUACUACUGGACCCCUACCGUUAGUGUCAGACGAUGUUAUGUCUUCGGAGCAUGAGGUGCACACCUCAGACUAUACUAGCACCGACGAUGACGACUUCCAGCCGUUCGCGUUACCUGACGGCGCCGAUGAGCACGCUGAUGACCCCUUGCCCUUCGCUUUACCCGAGGGAGCCUAUGAGCCCAUUGAUGGCGACCCUGCUGAGUACCUCCCUAUUGUUGCGAUUCCGGCACCGAUUCCUCUUGCUUCCUACCCUGCUUAUGAGCUUAUGCCAGACGCCGAUGCCGACGGCGACAUCGAGCUUUACGAGGACGAGCCAUUUGAGGACGAGGAUCCUGACAUAGCUCCUCUACCUGCUGGCGGUCUCUUGAUGAUAGCUGACGUUCCAGCUGGAGACUCGCCCAUUCACUCACCAGUCCCGGACUCUUUAGAGUCUGUGGCAUCUGUACCCUCUCGCGGGGCAAGCGCGCAGCAGUUUAUUCAUGACUCAGACCCUGAUCAGGCGUCUUCAGCUGCCCCUAUUCCGAGCUACGCGUUUGAGCAUGAUGAGAUCGAGGAUUCUGACCCUGUUUUCCCUCCAGGAUUUGAUCCUGACCAUGAUAUCGAGUAUAUUCCUAUGGAUGAGCAUAUAGAGGACCCUGAUGAUCCUAUCGAUCCCAUUGACCCAGAUUUUGACUUUGAUAUGGCGUUCGACGACCCUGAGCCUGCCAUAGCCCCAGAGCAGGCAGCUGCUUUUGAUCCUUUACUUGAGCAUGACCCUGUUCAUGCUGAUUUUCCUCUUGAGCCUGUUGAUGUUGAUCCCCCUGUAGAUGUUCCUGUGAUCGAGGGCGAUCAUGUUGCUGCUGAUCCCAUUGUUCCUUUACCCGUAGGUGACAUACCUGCUGACCCUGUUAUUGAUCCUGUCGAUCCCGUUAUUGCACCUGUUGACCCCAUUCCACCAUUUGUUCCUCCAGCGGGGCCUGGAGAGGGCUCUUCAGCCCAUCCGUUCGGUCAUGUACCGAUGCCUUUACCGUUCACGCCUCAGAUUCCAUCUGACCCAUUCACUACUGCACCUUUUCGUGUGGCUCCCUUUGACCCCACACGAGAGCCACUGCUUUGGGCACCAGGUUCCCCUAUGCCGCCCACUGAUCCAUACCAUAGGUUCCAUGUGGGCCACACCAUUGAGGAUGUAUUGAUGUCGUUUGUAUAUCAGCAUGAGUCGCACGAGCAGCGACUACAGGAGUUGGAGAGAGCCCAUCUGCAGCCAUGUCAGUGCCAUGGCCGGGCACCCUCUCCGUUGCAGCCAUCACGACCUUUACCCCUUGACUACGCUGCCCGUCUUACUACUUUGAAGCAGCGGUUUGCUUCCAUUAUUCGGACACAGCAGGCGAUGGAGGCGGACUGGUUAGAGUUGCGCCGUUUGUUGUAUACCCAUUUUCCCCCUCCUCCUCCACCACCAGCUUAG
Molecule: messenger RNA, 2066 nt
Organism: Helianthus annuus (common sunflower)
Lineage: Eukaryota; Viridiplantae; Streptophyta; Magnoliopsida; Asterales; Asteraceae
Product: vegetative cell wall protein gp1-like
Exons: 4
Coding region: 597-2066 (489 amino acids)
Source: RefSeq, a predicted model, not a curated record